This is a messenger RNA of Wallemia mellicola CBS 633.66, 2085 nucleotides long. RefSeq lists its product as hypothetical. The transcript has 2 exons. Bases 89 to 2035 code for a protein of 648 amino acids. Lineage: Eukaryota; Fungi; Basidiomycota; Wallemiomycetes; Wallemiales; Wallemiaceae. The record is from RefSeq and is a predicted model, not a curated record.
CGAACAACUGAGAGGACGUCUAUUGUCAAAAAUACCAAAAAAGAAAUUUAUAUCAGAAACUAAAGUUUUUAUCCACGCUCUUUAAAAUAUGGGUUUCACUGGCGAUAACGGUGGCUUUUCCUUCGGUGGUAAUUCAUCUCCAACCGCUACAGAGCACAAGAAAGCAGACAGGCCUACGCAUGGCAGGCGACACUCACAUAGGCGACACUCCUCAGUUUCAACGCGUAGAGACAGUAUGCAGCUCAUGUCCGGCAAUCAGUUUAAUGAGUCUUUCCUAGACAACUUAGAUACGGCGGGCCCGUCAAAUAGCCAAGACGUUGCACUCAGCAAAGAAGAUGAGACUGCACUAGAAAAUGGUUUCGUUUCCGCCUCGAAUAGUCUUUCCUCAGAUGGUUUCCUAGUGAUGCCGACAUCUCAGCAAAUCGAUCAAUUGAGUGAUAAUUCAGAUAGCUCUCCAAAUUCACCGUCUGCUUCUACAACAUUCUCGGGAAUACCAACACCACAAAGUCAACAGAUCCGCAGACCGUCCCCGAUGUCGAUCUCACAAAUGCCUCAACCUUUAGGCGCACUCAUGGAAGAGGAGGAAGAUGACGAGGAUGGAUCAACCAAGACAUCUCGACAAUCGAAGCCUUCUUUCAAAACAUACAAAACGAAGCGCAAUUCCGUCGAUUUUGAUAGUAUCAUGAGAACUAAUGGUGGUCCUUCAGCUGGUAAUAGACCUAUUAGGCCACUAUCAAUGAGCAACUCCACUGGCAAAAGCCCAUUCAAUUUCACUUCGAAAGUCUCACAACCACCUACUUUCCAAAGAAGCGGUUCUUCAUCUUCUGAGUCAUUGUCAUUGGGUCACUCACAGUCUUCCAUCGCAAGUUCUAUCAGCUCACCAUUUACUAGUAUGUCUUUUGGUAAAAGUGCAGAUUUCGAUUACGGUGGUAUGCCUCCCAUCCCAUCUGGAUCAACGUCCUCUAGUUCAACAACACCACCUAGAAGACAGAGAGGUUCUAUUCAAUAUAGACGUAGUGAUGAUAUCGAUGAUAGUCCAGCAAGUCAAGUAUCAAAUAAAAAUGGUCCUAAACCACUUAAUUUAGUAAAUAAAGCAAGAUCAGGAUCUAACAGCUCAAAUACAUCAACAGAAACUAGCGACCUUUUCAAUAGCUCACCUUCUAACAAGGCUUUCCUUGAACAACAAUUAACGACUACAUUAGAAGAUUUGAGCAUAUGGCGUGAUAAGAAUGCCGCUUUAGAGAGGGAUCUUUCUAUCGAAAGAAAGGAAAGACUAGCCAGUGAAGAACGUGUAAAGAGGUUAGGUGAAAAGCUAAAUCAAUUGCCAAAUUUACAGGAAUAUCAAAUGCAAAUUCAAAUGAUAAAUGAAAUGAGAGAACAAUUAUUCUACUUAUCAAAUGAGUUAGAAGAGUUCAAAAAAGUUAAUUCGAGAUCCCAGGAAGAGAUUUCGGAAUUACGCUCUCAAUUGAGAGAAAAAGAUCAGAGAGAAGGAGAGAGGAAAGAAAGAGAAAGAGAGAAAGAGAAAGAAAUUAAAACUGAAAAAGAAAAAGAAAAACUAGAUACCGAGGCUACAAAUCAAGAUGAGGAGAAGCCUGUCAGACCUCAUUCCCUGCUUAUCGAUUGGAGAUUUCCGAUGUCAGCAAAUAAUAAUUUAUCACCCAAAAUAGACGAAGAUGAGGAAGAACUUGAGGAACCUUCACCUACAGUUGAUUAUAAUGAUGCCUUUGCUCAUAAUUCUUCUAUGUCUUUUGGUAAAGGCAGUGUAGAUGACGAAAACUUCGGUUUACCACCUAUUAGCACACCGCCUGCUCAAGUGAGAAAUGAUAACUUUGGUUUCUUCAGAUCUAGAUCAAAUAGUUUAUUGAAUAAGGUUGACAAAGUCCGCAACUCAUUUAGUCCUUCACCAAAGUACGAGAAAACAGUUUACGUGAAUAAAGAAAAACAAUUGGAUAAACUCUCGUACGAUAAUAAUAACGAAAUGAUAGAUUUUGCUCCUUGUUAUCUACAAGCUGGAUAUAACCUGACAGAAGUUUAAUUGGAAUCAUACUUUUUGUAUUUUGAAUAUAUGCUUUAUAUGGAUUAAGA